Molecule: messenger RNA, 3535 nt
Organism: Thunnus maccoyii (southern bluefin tuna)
Lineage: Eukaryota; Metazoa; Chordata; Actinopteri; Scombriformes; Scombridae
Product: protein sidekick-1
Exons: 16
Coding region: 105-2396 (763 amino acids)
Biological process (GO): cytokine-mediated signaling pathway
Cellular component (GO): signaling receptor complex; external side of plasma membrane
Molecular function (GO): cytokine receptor activity; cytokine binding
Source: RefSeq, a predicted model, not a curated record
UGCGCCUCAAAGCUGUGAAUGGUAGCAGAUUAUGGGCGUGAGACAGCCUCAAACCCAUUUUCUUGGUUUCGUGGGUUUCAGUCUUUCAGUCAGUUCCAGGCGACAUGGUUGGCCGUGGAUUUCGGUUAGAUUUUUUACACUCAAAAUUUUUUUCCUCCACGUGCCAUUCACACUUUUUCAUCCUUGGUCUGAUUCUUGCUCAUGCUCAAGCAUCUCCAGCAAGUUGCAAGUCAAAGAACAUUUCUGCCUUAUAUCAGCACUGCGGACUUCACCGAGAUGGAGUUCAUGAUUUACACUGUUUUAAUAAACAUGAUGGCACAGUAAUCUGUGAGUGGAAACCUGGAUACCACACAGCAAAAAAGACAUAUACACUCAUCAUACAACAACAAGAUAAAUUUUGUUUAGAAUACAAAAAUGUGGAUGGAAACUCAGCGAUGAUCAAGUUAUUUAAAAAGUACAACAUGACCGCUCAGGUUUUUGAAAACAUUGAGUCAACAAAUUGUACCAAAGCAGUCUUCAGAGGGUCAGCAGGGGGCCUGUUGAGAUGUGGUCCUCCAGAUAAAGUGACAUUCAGCCGCGACUUGGGGAAACUGUUUGUGAAUGUGAGCUGGCAAAAGAAUGACAUAAAGGUCAUCGAAAAUUACUCUGUGACAUAUAACGCACUGGGCAGCCUAUUAGGGAGCAAGUUGUCAGCGCAAUCCAAAAUCGGAGAGAUAAAUAAAGUGGAGAAUCUGAACUCCUCAUUAGCCUAUGUUGUACAGGUAAAGUGUGUCACUAAUGAUAAGUGUAAAGAUUGCCCAUGGAGUGACACCUACACUGUCCCACCAGAACUGACAACACGGCCUGUCAUCGUCAAACUUCAAGAGAGCGACAUUGCAGAGAGAAAAGGCUGCCGGCUGCUUUUUCUAAAGUGGAAGUUUGCUACCAAAGAGCUGCACGACGGCUACCGUGUGACCAUUGGGAAAGCGUCAGGAGAGGCCCUACGUGAGCGGAUAAACGUCACUCAGCCUGAGAUGAGACUGAUUCUCUCCUAUUCAGCUUAUCGUCUCAACAUCAAAGCCUUCAACAACGUUAGCAUCUCCCCAGCCGUCACCCAGAUGAUACCACAGCGAGAAGGUGUAGAAGCCGGGAAGCUGAACGUGACAGUCAACAGUGAGACAUCUUUUACUAUCUAUUGGAAAGAUGACCUCAUCAAAACUUAUGUCUGCUAUUCUGUGGAGUGGAGGGAAAAGGGGCAUAAAGCAGCAGGCAUGUCCUUUUAUCAGGAUGCAGACAACCACAGGACCUUAUCCCCUUUAAAAGAGCCUUUGGAGCCUUACAAGAGGUACAGCAUCACUCUGCAUACACGACCAAACAAGGACACCUGCAACAUGAAGCAUGUCAACAACAGUGAGAGCACCUAUGGGAGCACACAGUUCUAUUUCAUUGAAGGAUCUCCUGUCAGUGCUCCCACAAACAUCAGCAUCUACAAUGUGACACUGAAUUCAGUGGAGCUGCAGUGGUCGUCCAUCCCAGAGGAAGACGUCAGAGGUUUCCUGCUGGGUUACAUAAUCCACUACAUUGAGUACCACCACAGGGAGACACAUACAGAGAUAAAUAUUACAGUGGAUCCAGAGUUUAACAGCUAUAAAUUGGGAGAUCUCAAGAGCGACACAACGCACCAGGUCCAGAUAUCAGCGUUCACCCGGGCAGGAGCUGGAGUACGAAGCACAGCAACCCUCUUUAAAACAAAUCAUCAAGAUUAUUUUAGUGCCAGUAGUAUCAUCAUAGUCUUUACAGUUUUGGCCAUUGUGGUGAUGUUUGGAGCUCCGAUAAUAAAAAGAGCAAAAGUUAUUCUGUGGCCCAGCAUACCUAACCCUGGACACAGCAACACAAUGCAGAAAAUAGACGGGCCCUGUGAGCUGGAACUCCUAGAGUCCAUCAACAUCCUGAAGGUAGAAGAAUGGGAUACGAAUAGUCUUCAUAUAGUUGAGAAAGAAGCUGUGAUCCCUGUAAUCACAUUACCAUCAACAAUACCUCUUCUCCGUGACUCAGAGGAUGAGGAAGAUUCACCAGAAAUGACUUGUGACGAUUGGUUCCAAAGAGACAGCGAGGACACUACUGGAGAUAUCAUACCUCACGCUACCGCAGACGCAUUCUCGGACACACAACAGACAAACCUCCAAAGUUCACCUUGUGCGUUUUCAAGUGAAUACACAACAAUGGAAAUGUUUCAGCAGGUGAUUCCUCAGGGCACGCCGGCGAAUACAUCAGUUACUGAAGCCAUGGAAAGCGAGCCAGAAGACAUAGAAUUGACUGUGAUGAAGUCAGGAUUGGACUAUCUGGGUCAUUUCGGUACCAGUCCAGUCUUGGAUAGCGAGGAGAUAUCCACGUUUUUGGAGCGGUGUGGAACAUGACAGCAGAGCAUGAAGAGCAAACCAAGUCGUUCUUCUAAAUGAAGGUCUAUUUAGAAGUGGAUGAUGAAGGGAUGUCAUAUUCACUGGUCCAGUUUGAGUUUAAGAAAUUUUGUCCCUUUCUUACCUCGCUGUAUAUAUACGCACUACUUGAAAAAACUCAUCUGUCUUGCCACAUUAUUGCUUGUCACAUUAUUGCUGCUCAUUUUUGUUCAAACUUCACAUAACCUGCACGUUACUAUAUAUUCUUCAACAUUCAAUAUUAUUUUAUUAUUUCCAUCUGUAGAUGUUAAUGACUGAAAGUGCCCUCAUUUACAUGCCAUGACUUUUUAUAUUGAUGUAAAAACUUUGCAAUGCAGUUGUCCUACUUAAUGUCGAUCUCUGUCUGUAUCUUAUUACUUAUACUCACAAUUAUAGUAUUUACUGCUUUGUUACACCAAUGUUUAUUGCUUACGGCUUGUACAUUUCACUAAAAAAAACAAAACAAAACAUGUCAACCUCAUGGUGCUCAUUGGCAGUGAUGUGAAGUAGCCAAUAAUGACUGUUACACAAACUCAAAACCACAAUUACAAUGUAUAAUAGAAUUCAUGAAAGGAAAUAAAAGUCUUUUGGAUAAUGUUACAUUAAAUGUAAAAAGCUUUCAUGUGACCAGAUGUGUGUUUUAUCACAGAACUGUAGAAAAAUGUAGUCUAGUCACUGCUUGUGGAGCUGAACUGUGCACAGUAAAUCUCAGUCUACUCUGAUAACAGGAGGGUCUGAUUUAUUAGACUAUAGCCUAACUUUUCAUUGGUAGAAACCGUCCAAAUGAUACAAAAAGUAGUCCAAACUAGCACAACCCGCUCAAUUAAAUAGAAGUAUCUGGCAACACUGUUCAGAGGAUAACCAGAGUUGGACUUAUCCUCUGUGUGAUGGCCGCACUUGCAGCCACAAGUGUUUUGGGGAGGAAUUCUGUUGUUUAUUGCUUAGUUGGUAGUGUUCGUCAUUUGUCAGUUACCCCUCUUGUGUUAUGGUCUGAUCAGCCAGUAUAUAUGUUCCCCUUUGUGUUCAUUUUGGAAGGUCUGUUAGUAGAGUUACGUUCACUUUAGUUGAGUUCUGUUUAUUUUACCUCUUUUAUGGGCCCUGAACUUUAUUUACAUAUUUUG